GAUACAUGUCGCUUUUAAUCAGAAAAAAGGUCUUGGUUUGUGCAGCGUCCUUUUCCAGGACAUUGUCAGUAUUUCCUACCACUUCCAAUGCAAUUCGCUGUCGAUCUCUCUCUCUGUUAUCACGCCCGUCUAUCCAAAUCAAGUCGGUUGUUUCUGCCACUGCUAUUAAACGGCUUCCCCGUCAAGUUGCCAUGUCUAGCCCACUCAGUACAAAGACUACUCCUCCUCCAGUCGAUCCUGUACAGCAUGCUGUAGUAAGCACAUUUGAUUUGUUCUCUAUUGGUGUUGGUCCAUCGUCAUCACAUACCGUGGGCCCAAUGCGUGCAGCCAAGAUUUUUGUUGAACAUAUUGCUGAUCUAGGUGUCUUGGAAAAGACUCAGCAAAUGCGUGUUGAUCUUUAUGGAUCGUUGGCGCUUACUGGAAUUGGUCACGGAACUCCCAAUGCAGUCUUGAUGGGACUCGAAGGUGAAACCCCAGAGGGUGUUGAUACACACUCCAUUAUCCCUCGUGUCGAAACCAUGUACAAGGACAAGACUCUCAACCUGAAUGGCCAUCACAGCAUUCCAUUCGUUCCUGAUAAGCAUUUGAUUUUUCAUUUUCGUGAAUCUCUUCCUCAGCAUCCCAAUGGUAUGCGCUUUUCUGCUUACGACGGAAAAGGUGAUCUGAUUGCUACCAACGAAUUCUUUAGUAUCGGUGGUGGCUUUGUUGUCAAUGAAGAGACUAAAUUGGCCGAAAACGCAUACUAUAAGGAUGCACGUGUCGAUCAUGCUCAGGAUAUCACCAUCUCUGCUGCUGCCGAAGAAGUUGCUAGUCAUGCUCCUCCUCCACUACCAGACCUUUCUACACCCAUCGAGCCUACUUCAGACUCUUCAGUACCCGUUGCCAAAACCCAGUCAGAUUCGAUCGUUGCUGCUUUGCCUUUUUACGAUGCCGAGUCGCUUUUGCGCAUUUGUGAAACAGAGAAUCUUUCGAUCGCUCAGGUGGUCUUCCGUAACGAAUUACAGUGGCGUUCGGCCGAGGAAGUUGCUGAGCGUACCCUCAAGCUUUGGGAUGUCAUGAACUGCAGUAUUCAGAAUGGUAUUGCGUCCGAGGAAGAAUAUCUUCCUGGCCAACUUCGUGUUCGUCGUCGCGCGCCUGCUCUUCAUAAACGUCUUAUGGCUGGUAUUGCGGACUAUGCUGGAUUUUCGUCUGGCCCUGUUGGGAAUACUGGCAAUGUGCCCAAACCUGUACCUAACUCUACUAAAAUUACCCGGGGUGCUGUUCCUUCUCGACCUGCUCGUCGUAAUCUUCCCGCUCUUGAUUGGAUCUCACUGUAUGCUCUUGCUGUCAACGAAGAAAACGCUGCUGGAGGUCGUGUCGUAACUGCUCCUACAAACGGUGCUGCUGGAACCAUUCCGGCUGUUCUCAAAUACUAUCUCGAGUUCAUCUGUCCGUCCCGGGCUCAAAUGGAACAAGAUAUCAUUGAAUUUAUGCUUACGGCAGCUGCUAUUGGUAUGCUGUAUAAGCGAGGAGCAAGCAUUUCGGCUGCUGAGAUGGGAUGCCAAGGCGAAGUAGGCGUCGCAUGCUCCAUGGCUGCUGCUGCGUUUACAGCCGUCAUGGGUGGUACUGUCGAACAAAUUGAAAAUGCAGCCGAGAUUGGUAUGGAGCACAACUUGGGUCUUACGUGUGAUCCACCAAUGGGACUGGUGGUCAUUCCGUGCAUCGAACGCAAUGCUUUGGCGGCAGUCAAGGCAGUCACGGCCGCUCAACUUGCUUUAAACGGCGAUGGAUCACAUCGUGUCACUUUGGAUCAAGUUAUUGCUACCAUGAGGCAAACGGGUAUUGACAUGAUGUCCAAAUACAAAGAGACCAGUGAGGGUGGUUUAGCGGUGAAUGUCCCUGUGUGCUAACAAAAGCGAUUUAAACAAUAAGAGUAUCAAGAAUACCCGAUUCUGCAUUUCUCUUUCAAAUACAAUAACAUUAAACUCGUGUCUGACUGUAUUCAUCUGGCAGGCAUCAAAGAUGAUGGGAAUCUGGUACAUUUUUAAAGUAACCAUGUAUCAACUAUUCAAAUAAAGUUUAGUUUUUAUUCCA
This is a messenger RNA of Batrachochytrium dendrobatidis JAM81, 2073 nucleotides long. RefSeq lists its product as uncharacterized. NCBI's taxonomy places the organism in Eukaryota, Fungi, Chytridiomycota, Chytridiomycetes, Rhizophydiales. Gene Ontology annotation, biological process: gluconeogenesis. Gene Ontology annotation, molecular function: L-serine ammonia-lyase activity; 4 iron, 4 sulfur cluster binding. The record is from RefSeq and is a predicted model, not a curated record. Bases 6 to 1889 code for a protein of 627 amino acids. The transcript has 13 exons.